This is a messenger RNA of Zophobas morio, 2396 nucleotides long. RefSeq names its product zinc finger BED domain-containing protein 4-like. The record is from RefSeq and is a predicted model, not a curated record. Gene Ontology annotation, molecular function: DNA binding; protein dimerization activity. Bases 54 to 1988 code for a protein of 644 amino acids. The transcript has 2 exons. Lineage: Eukaryota; Metazoa; Arthropoda; Insecta; Coleoptera; Tenebrionidae.
UGCGUGAAGUGUGAACGUUUUGUUUUUUAUGUUAUUGAACAAGUGAAGCUACAAUGGCACCACCGACGCGAAGUGAGAUUUGGACUUAUUUUAAACCAGAUGAUGAUCGAAAUAAAGCUCAGUGUAUAAUAUGUAACAAAAAAUAUUCUCGCAAGGGCCGUACCACUUCGUCUUUGAAAAAUCAUCUGAAAUCCAUGCACCCAGAACAGUUUAGUUUGUUCGAAAGUUCGAGUAACGAAAAACAAAUGCAGAAGAUGAAAGCUGAAGCACAUAAAAUCGUCACUCCACUACAAGAAACAAAGAAACAACUUUCGAUAGAGGAAGCAGUUCAAAAAGAAAAAAAGUGGGAUACUAACAAUUCAAAUUCGAAAAAAAUUGACGAACUCAUCGGAGAAAUGAUUGCACUUCAAAAUUUACCGUUUAAUUUUGUAGAGGGACUCGGUUUUCGCAGACUGAUACAAGAAUUAUCACCAAGAUAUAAUUUAAGAGGGCGCAAUUUUUUUACUGAUUUUGUGUGCACGGAAUUGUAUGGCAAAGUUGCUAACAAAGUUAAAGAAUUGAUCGAAAAAUUUGAUUACAUGGCGUUUACUUCUGAUAUUUGGUCGGGUCCAAGCUCUAAUGCAUCUUUGCUUUGUCUGACUUGUCAUGGAAUCUCUGAAAACUUUGAUCGAUCAUCAAUUAUAUUGAAAUGUGAGACAUUCGACGACCAUCACACAGGUGACAUAAUUGCUGAAAAAUUUGACAUGAUGCUUACUGAAUGGAAUAUUUCAAAAGAACAAGUGCAUUGCAUUAUUCGAGACGAAGACUCCAAUAUGAAAAGAACUAAGCGAUUAGCAGUAUUCAAUGAUUUGGAUUGUACAGUUCACAAGAUGCAACUCGCUAUUCGAAGUUGUUUACAAUCGCAGGAAAACAUAACAGUCGCCAUACAAAAAUGUAAGAAAAUUUCGACUCAUUUUAACCAUUCCAUCAUUGCUCAAAAACAACUGCAAAAAAUUCAGGACAGACUGAAUCAACCGCAUCUCAGAGUGUUCCAAGAUUGUGCAACGCGAUGGAACAGUACGUUUUACAUGUUUGAGCGUUUUUUAAAGGUAAAAGAUGCAUUAAGACUUUACAUUAAUGACAGUGAAAUUGACCCUAUUUCGCCAGAAGAGUGGAAAAUUAUUGAAUGUUGUGUUGAGCUAUUGAAACCUUUUGAAGAAGCCACACGGGAACUAAGUAACUCUCAUACACUUAUAUCAUCUGUGAUUCCAAUAAUUAAAAUGCUUGCAAAAAAACUUGAUGACUAUUUAACAAGAUCAAAGGAUUCUGAUUCAAUUCGGGUGGCUGUCACGACUCUGAAAACUGAAGUUUCAGCAAAAUUUUCUACUUUGUUGGAAGAGAACAAUUUAUAUGUCAUAGCCACCUACUUAGACCCUCGCUAUAAGCACAAGUUUUUUACACCAGUGAUCGAGAAAAAGAUUAAAGACGAUAUUUUGAAGAUCAGGACAAUCAUUGAGAAUGAUGUCUCGAACUCUCGAAUAAUAUCUCCAAAUCUCAAAGGAACGAAAAAAUUGAGAACGGGAGAUUCCCUCGUGAAAGAUACGGAAGAACCUGAAACGUCCGGUACAGCCAGAAAGCCAUGCUUAAAAAGCGAUCUCGCCAUGAUGCUAGAUUCGUCAAUUGAAGAUGAGAGUCAAGAAAUAUCAGAAAAUGGUUGCCCUGACGCUGCCCUCAAGAAGGAAUUGCUCUCUUAUCGUAAUAAAACAAGGGUCAAUACAAGUGAAAAUCCACUUAAAUGGUGGAGCGUUAAUAGUAACGAGUUAAAAAUUUUAUCUGGAAUAGCACGCAGAUUUUUAUCGCCUCCACCAGCUAGUGUUCCUAGUGAACAGUUAUUUAGUAGCGCAGGAUUCAUUGAUGAACCUCUGCGAAACAUACUCGAACCUGAAAAGGCCGCAAUAUUACGUUUUAUUAAAUAUAAUUCAACAAUUUUGGAUACACGUCGGCCUUAAAUAAUUUUGCUGCUUUCGUCAAUUUUCACCAGCAUAACAUUAUAGAAAAUAUUUAUUGUGACAUUUUGGAUCUAGUUUUUGCUAAUAUCCCUUAAAAUGUAAGCAGAUCUGAUAAUUCAAUUAUAAGUCGACGGAUUCGAUUACAAUACUUUCUUGCUUACACUCGGGAAGUAAAAAUAAACAAAAUAAAAUAAAAUUUUGCGAAGCAGUGUAUUAAUUAUCUUAGUCACCAAGUCAUCCUGACAAAUAACGGGUUGCUGAUGCCUGAUAUAGCAUCCAGAAAAAUCUCGAAGCGGCGUUCGCGAUUCAUCGACAGGAAUGGAUGGCCACCGUCGGGAACGGUUAUUAUUCAGUCGAUGCAGCCAACGAGUCGAGUCCAGUGAAUGUUGCGCCGGAAUUUUUGUACAU